This is a messenger RNA of Mangifera indica (mango), 4906 nucleotides long. RefSeq lists its product as uncharacterized. Gene Ontology annotation, molecular function: transcription corepressor activity. Bases 465 to 4385 code for a protein of 1306 amino acids. Gene Ontology annotation, biological process: negative regulation of DNA-templated transcription. The transcript is spliced from 8 exons. Lineage: Eukaryota; Viridiplantae; Streptophyta; Magnoliopsida; Sapindales; Anacardiaceae. The record is from RefSeq and is a predicted model, not a curated record.
CCAUUAUAAGCCAAACCCCAAGACUCUCUCUCUCUGCCUUUCUCUGUAUCUUGUUGCUUUCUCCGGGAAAUUGUUACGUCAGCCAUCGGUCGCCAAAUCUUUCCUUAACGGAAUCGUGUCAGCCCGCCGAGGUAUUGUUCAUAGCAGAUUUUGCGUUGCCGAAGCGGUUCGUGUAAUGUGAAAAUCUGAAGCGUUCUAUUUCGUUUUUUCUAUUUUCCUGUUUGGAAUUUAUGGUUUUAGUUCUCCUUCAGAUCUGGUAGUUUUUGGUUUGAGAUUAUGGUUGUGAGAGAUUUAGGGUUUAUAAUGACUUUCUUUGUUUUGGUUUUGGAGAAUAAUUUGGGAUGGUGAUGAAUUUUGAUUGGAACUUUUCAAAUUUAGCGUUUCUUGUGUGUUUUAACGUGAAUUUGGAAUGCUUAGGAGCAAAUAUUUUUAAAUUUAGGGGUUUGUGUUGAUCAUUGGCAUUUAUGGCUGAGAGCAGGAGAUCUGGCGACCAACCAGGUAUCUUUAUGAAGAAUAGGAGCUCUUCAGGUUGUUUAAUUGUCAGAAAGAAGAGCGAGGAUAUUAGUGUGCCUGGUUCCUCUGGUACUCGAAAUGUUUUUGAGUCAAAAAAGGAAAAAAAGAGGCCUAGGAUGGUUAUGAGCGAUUCUGGGUCCAGUGAUGAGCUGUUAAUGCCACCGGGUAGAAGGUUGGGUGCUGAGACGUUAAGAGUUUGUAAUGGUUUGAGUGGCGUAGAGAAGGGUGGUGUGGAACAGAGUGAGUUCAGAAGGAAGAGGGAUAGGGAUAGGGUGGAGCGAGUUAGGCAUAAUGAUGAUGAUUUGAUUGGUAGAAAUGAGGGGUAUAGUGAUAGGAAGAGGAAUAGCUUAGAUGUCUUUGAAUUUGAUGAGUAUGAUGGGGUAGAUGGGGAAAUGAUGAGGAGGCGGAAGCAUUUGGAAAAUAGCAGAGUGGAUAUCGGAGGAAGAAGGUUUUUGGGGAUGACUAUGGCAGGAAGCGGGAUUGAGAGUCAAUUUGAUACUAGUUCAAGUAGAUGUGUUGUUGAUAAGAGAAAAAAUUUGUAUCUUGCAAGGACAACUAGCUUUAAUCAGGGUGGCGUGAAUAGGUUUGGGAUGGAUAGGGAUGCAGGUAGGAUGCCUAUACCACUGUUGAGAGAGAAGUAUACGGGAGAUUCAGAUGAACCCAUUAGGCUUCAGGGGAAAAAUGGGGUUCUAAAGGUUAUGGUGAACAAGAAGAAAAAGAUGGGUGAGUCUGUGAAAAAAUAUGAUCACUUGGAUUCUGAGGAAAACCUAAAUAGUUUUAGAGACAGGAAGAGGAAUGUGCCUAUACAGCCUCCAUCUUAUUUAGAAACAGAAGUUCUUGAGAAACCUUCUUCAUUUGUUAGGACCAAGAAAAAUCAAAUUAAUUUGCAAAAAUCUCUGUCACCCAAGAAGAGUAAGGAUGCUGACUCUGAUUCAGAUGAAAGUGAUACUGCAUUGAAACUCAGAUCAAAGAGAAUAGAAGCACGCACAUCCAAGAAAGAGGAUAGCUCUGAAAGUGAAAAAACUCCUGCUGGAAAUCUCACAUUAACUGUUACCGAAGAAAGAAAAGUUAGACGUGGUAGUGGCACGGAAAAACAAAAACUACGUGAAAGGAUAAGGGGGAUGCUUGUGGAGGCAGGUUGGACAAUAGAUUACAGGCCUAGGAGGAACAGAGACUACCUUGAUGCAGUGUACAUUAACCCGUCUGGAACAGCUUACUGGUCCAUUAUCAAGGCAUAUGAUGCACUUUUGAAACAAUUAAAUGUUGACGAAGAAGAUAUCAAACCAAAUGUUGAUGGUUCUCCAUUUGCUCCAUUGUCAGAUGAAGUCCUUAGCCAAUUAACUCGAAAAACACGAAAGAAGAUUGAGAAAGAAAUGAAAAAGAAGCAAAGAGAUGGCAGUCAGAGUGUGAACACUAGAGAAGCUGCUGCCAAGAGAUCUUCAAGUACCAGGCUUGAUGAGGAGAGCAUGGGCAGCAUUAGCCAUGAGGAGAAACUAAGUUCAUUUUUAAAGCAGGGUGGUAAAUCAUCAAAGAGUAGAAUGAAUGAGAAUGGUGUUGUUAGCCAGAACUCAAAAGGUCAGAGUUCUGCCCAUAAUUUGCAUGAUGGUGAUGAAAAACCUACUUCUGCAUCCAAUUCUCGUUUAUUGCAUGGAAGGAAAAGUAGAAAACUUGGCAGAUGUACUUUGUUGGUUCGUAGUUCCAAUGAGGGGCCAAAUUCGGAGACUGAUGGAUUUGUUCCAUUUUCUGGAAAGCGUACACUGCUUUCUUGGCUGAUUGACUCGGGGACUGUGCAAUUGAGCCAAAAGGUGCAGUAUAUGAAUCGUCGUCGAACGAAAGUGAUGUUGGAGGGCUGGGUUACUAGAGAUGGCAUUCAUUGUGGUUGUUGCAGUAAGAUACUCACAGUUUCAAAGUUUGAGAUUCAUGCGGGAAGCAAAUUGCGCCAGCCAUUUCAAAACAUUUAUUUGGACUCUGGGGUUUCCCUUCUGCAAUGCCAAAUUGAUGCAUGGAAUAAACAAGAGAAUUCUGAGCGCAUAGGUUUUGACACUGUGGACAUUGACGGGGAUGAUCCAAAUGAUGAUACUUGUGGCAUUUGUGGAGAUGGUGGGGAUUUGAUCUGCUGUGAUGGUUGUCCUUCCACGUUUCAUCAGAACUGCCUAGAUAUACAGAUGCUUCCGGUUGGUGAUUGGCACUGUCCAAAUUGUACCUGCAAGUUUUGUGGUUCAGCUGGUGAGGAUAUUGAUGAAGGAAGUGGUAAAACAACUUGUUCAUUACUUACCUGCAGCAUGUGUGAGAAAAAAUAUCACAAAUUGUGUAUGCAGGACAUGGAUGCUGCUCCAGUAGAUUCGAAUUGUUCAGUUACUUCUUUUUGUGGGCAGAUGUGCAGAGAGCUGUUUGAGCAUUUGCAGAAAUAUCUGGGGGUCAAACAUGAAUUAGAAGUGGGAUUUUCAUGGUCCCUUAUUCAUCGAACAGAUGAAGAUUCAGACACAAUGUUUAAAGGACUUCCUCAAAGGGUGGAAAGCAAUUCUAAGCUGGCUGUUGCACUGGCUGUUAUGGAUGAGUGCUUUUUGCCCAUUGUUGACCGGAGGAGUGGAGUCAAUUCAAUUCACAACGUUCUAUAUAAUUCGGGAUCGAACUUUAAUCGGUUGAACUAUAGUGGUUUCUACACUGCUAUUCUGGAGAGGGGGGAUGAAAUAAUUUCAGCAGCAUCUAUCAGAUUCCAUGGGACUCAGUUAGCAGAGAUGCCAUUCAUUGGAACUCGCCAUAUAUAUAGGCGACAGGGAAUGUGCCGUCGACUUUUUUGUGCCCUUGAAUCGGCUCUCAACUCUCUCAAGGUUAAAAUACUGGUUAUCCCUGCAAUUGCAGAACUGAUGCAUACUUGGACUGGGAUUUUUGGUUUCACCCCCCUAGAGGAGUCACUUAAGCAAGAAAUGAGGUCUUUGAAUAUGUUGGUAUUCCCUGGUAUAGAUAUGUUACAGAAACUGAUACUGGAGAAGAAAGGUGUCAAGGAGAAGAUAAAAGCUAGAACAGGUUCACAGCAAACUGAGUCAGAGGCCAAGGCUGAUGUUGCGCCUGAGGUGGCAAAUGAAUCCAAUAUUGAUUCCUUGGCUGAGCAUGAUCCUGGUAAAUGUGAGGCCAAGGCUGUUGUUACACCUGAGGUGGAAAAUGAAUCCGAUAUCGAUUCCUCAGCUGAGCAUGAUCCUGAUAAGUGUGCAGAUAGUGGUUUGAUUCAUGCUAAUCUGAUAAAUGGCAUGGUUGCUGCCACAGAUUCCGAUUCCAAGUGUCUGGAUGUUUCCUUAAAUGGUACAUCUGUCCUGAGUGGUUCUUCGGAUGCACCAACUAAUGUCUUGGACAAGAAUCAUGACAUGCAAACAGAGUUGAAUUCUCCUGUCAAAGAGCAUCCCCAGUCUUGUAAAGAGGUUGAUAUGGUUGAUGCUCAUUCUAUAGAUACUGAUAUUGCUUCUCAUGAAGUUAAAAUGCCAGCCUCAGAUGAUCCUGUCAAAGAUGGUACUCACCCAUGUAGAGAGGAUGAUGGUUGCAACACAGAUAACAAGACUGCUGUAUCUGAUGAAGUUAAGAUUCCCAUUUCUGUUGCAGGGAGUUCAAUUGUUGUUUCACCAGGAGAGGGAAAAUCAUCUGAACCUGCUACGGAGGAGUUUCCCGUCUCCAAAGCCAGUCAUGAUAAACUACAGAUAAAACAGAGUUUGUUACAUUCGCCUUUCCAAGAUAGAAUUCAAUCACAUGAAAAGGGCAAUCUAGGUAAGUUAGAUAAAUUGUCACGUACUAAUUCUGUGCCUUGCCCACGGGAAACUACUGCAGAGAACACAACUGAAGCGAGUGACGAAAUUUCAGUCCAUGCAAGUUCUUCCAUGUAAAUUACCACCUAUUCAAAUAAUCAUGACUUGUGAGGAGAGUGUUGUUCAUCCAUGCAGUGAUGGCGUUCAAAAUGCUCAUGCCUGAAGUAUAAACCAAGUCUAGCUUCGUUUGUUCUGGCUGCUACCAGUGUAUUUGUAUGCACAACGUUUAUCACAUUUUUUCCUCCAUAAGUGUCAGGGCUCUGAUGCUAAUAUUCAUAAAGCCUAAUGAAUGAUGCCCCAGGAAAAGGGUAUUCAUACUAAAGCGUCUGCAAAGCAUGCCGUGCAAGUAGUUUCACAGAAGAUGCUGCAGUUGCAAGGUACAAUUUCCACCCAACGGCUGGAAGAGGGGACUUCAUAAAAGUGUAUAUAGCUGAACUCGCUAAUUUAUUUAAUUUUUAUGUAGCAAAUUGUUCACUGUCUAUGUCAGCUCAUCUCAUGACAAAUUUGAGGCUGGUUAAUGUCUGAGGAGAGCUUCUAUUGUAACUAGUUGCCAUGCUCGUGAGCUCAUUUUGGGAAUUGAAACUCUUUCAUUGUAUCAA